AUUCUAGAAAUUUGUGUAUAAAUCUGGUGCAUUUUGAAGUGAGUUCGUGCUUUUAUAAAGGUUAAAUACAACACAUUCCAACGUGGUAUUCAGUGAAUUGGGUCAUGGUGUACAAUUUGUCCGUUUCUCAAUAAUAAUCGAUCCAAGACAAAGCAUUUUAAACCAUGGAGGAGAUAAAAAAGGAGAUUAAUUUGGACUCCAUACUGGAGAGUUUGGGGCCGUAUGGCAGAUAUAAUCUGUUGAACUUCGUGCUACUUCUAUUCCCAAUCCUACUCAGCAGCUUCUUUGAAUGCGGAUUUAUAUUCGAAGCUCAAGAACUCAAUUACAGGUGUGACGUAAAUGGUUGCGAACAACGCUUCAACGACACCUCAUGGAUCAACUACGCCAUCCCGACCAACCAAAUCCACAACAAACCAGAAUCUUGCAUGAUGUAUGUGCCACUGAACAACUCAGAGUUCCAAUGUUUACCUCAAAACUUUGAUUUGAACAAAACAAUGGAAUGUGACAAAUUCGUCUACGAAGAUGAACAUUCACUAGUAAAAGAGUUCAACCUUGGCUGUCAGGAAUGGAAGAGGGCUUUGGUUGGGACCAUCCACAACUGCGGGAUGUUCGUUGCAAUGUUGUUCACUGGCGCCAUCUCUGAUCGGUUUGGAAGAAAAAUGGCUGUCGGCUUCGCGGCUACUACCAGUUUUAUAUUCGGUUUCUCGAGAUCAUUCGCCCCUAAUUACCUAACCUAUGUUGCAUUGCAUUUCUUGGAGGCGGCGUUUGGAGGCGGAUUGUAUCCGUCAGCUUAUGUGUUUAUUAUCGAGCUGGUCGGCCUUAAGCAGCGAGUUAUAGUAUCCGCCAUGUGCAAUAUGACCUUUGUCAUAGGCGUCGUACUCAUUGCCCUUCUUGCUUGGGUGGUCGAAAGCUGGCGUACCUACAUCCUUAUCUUAUACUGCCCAGCAUUAAUCGUUGUCAUCUACAUCUGGUUCAUGAACGAAAGUGCCCGCUGGCUCCUCAGUAAAGGCAAAAGGGACAAAGCUGUCUCCGUACUUAAAAAAGCAGCCAAAAUCAACAAUUUGGAUCCGAGGAAACUUGAGCUGGACUUCUUGGGUGAUCCUUUAUUGAAGGCUGAGAGUCAGACGACGGAUAAGAAGUCACAGUUAUCAAAAGCUAUACGUUCUAGCAUAAUAUGGAAAAGACUGAUGAUCUGCUCGUUUCUGUGGAUGACGUGUUCCCUGGUGUACUAUGGGCUGUCGAUAAACUCUGUGUCUUUGAGCAGUAAUAGGUACGUCAGCUUUAUGCUGGUGACGUUGGUGGAGAUUCCAGCGUAUAUUGUGGUUGUGAUAGUAUUGGACAAGUAUGGAAGGAAACAGACGCUGGUCGCCACAUACCUUACUUGCGCGUUGAUGAGUUUGCUGUUCGCAUUCUUGCCAAGAAAUGAUUACUGGUCCAUACCCUUGUACCUGAUCGGAAAAUGGAGUGUGACCCUCGCCUACAGUUCCGUCUACAUCUACGUGUCUGAAGUGUUCCCCACAAAUAUGAGGCAAACUUUGAUAAGCAUGUGUUCCAUGGCUGGAAGGAUUGGUUCGCUUAUAGCGCCAAUGACGCCAUUAUUGUCUUUGUACCACAAAUCGAUGCCGACAGUAAUCUUCGCAGCUAUGUGCCUCAUAUCCAGUACCCUGGUGUUAAUGCUCCCGGAGACCAGGAACAUGAGGUUACCAGACACGAUCGAGGAAGCAGAGGCACUCUCCAGAAAGAGAACCAAGAAUUGAGGCUGUUCACCCAUUAAUUAAGUAGGUAUAACCAAAAUUGUAGAAUAAUCAAAUAUUAAUCUUAUUCCAAUUACUCUUAAAGUCCAAAUUUGAUAAAGACAUUGUGGUAUAGAUGCAGCAUAUCAAGCUACCCUAAACUGUCGAAACUUUUUAUUAGAUUUUCAGUCGUUUCUCCAAGUACUAAAGUUGUAAUUCUAUUGACAGAUUGGGAUAGCUUAAUGUGCUAGUGUAGGUACCUUUUAGACUAAGCCUUGAAAAAUAUUUUGUAAAAAAAAUGUGAUUCCUUGUUUUUGUGUAACCAAACUGUGUUUUGUUUUAAUAGUGGAUACUUAAUUCGUACGAUAUUUGGCGAAAUUUAACCUUAUAACAUAUGAGGAUAGAAAACUUAAAAAUAUUACUUACAGUAACGAACUUAAGGUAUACUUUUGUAUGUCUAGG
Spodoptera exigua (beet armyworm) is the source of this 2195-nucleotide messenger RNA. The record is from the annotation of a GenBank genome assembly. NCBI's taxonomy places the organism in Eukaryota, Metazoa, Arthropoda, Insecta, Lepidoptera, Noctuidae.